UCUGAACUCAUAAUCGCAAGCGCACUCAGACACGGUAAGUUGUUUAUGAUGUUAUGGUUUGAUUCAUAUUUAACGAUAAGAUGUUUGCAUAAAUUGAGAUAAAGGUUCUCUCAUCCUUACAGCAAAGCUGAUUGAACCGGGCGUAUGCAAUUGAAAAAGAUGCCAAAGUCUACCCUUGUUAUCUACAUCUUUCUUGUCGUCAUGUUCAUCAUCUUAUAUCAUCUUCACACAAUGACGAAGUUUUCGCUUAACAUAACGACACCUCAGCAAAUCACGGAACUAGAAAAAUUAUUCAAACUGCGGGAUGAAUUUAGCAUUAUAACUCCUGACAAAACACUUGUAUCAAGAAGUAUUCAAGCUGGUAAUUCUGAUCGCUUCAGACAUGUUCUGAUGAAAGCGCUACGGGGAGAAAACAUCAGCAUGUUGGUGAUCGGAGGCUCUCAUAGCGCGGGAGGAAAACUAGGAAUUGACGAGAACAGCCUGGAUGGAUUGUAUUUCAAAGUAUUUCAGAAAUGGUGGAACGAAACCUUUGGUAGUUUUGCAAAAUCCUUUUUGAAUGUAACUGCGCUGACAAUUGGAGGCACGGGGAGCUCUUUCUACGCAUUUUGCUAUAGAACUUUUAUUCCCGAAGGCACGAGCUUCGAUAUAAUGUUGAUAGAAAUGUCAGCCAAUGAUAAAGGACGAGCAACGGCGAAACCACUGGAACAACUGACGAGACAAGCUCUUUCAUAUCCUUCGGCACCUGUGGUCUUCUACAUAAACGUUGUACAUGAUUUCGGAGUUAAUCCGUAUACUAAAAAGGUGGAAAAUCCAUAUUGUGUUACCCUCGAAGACUUUGGCCAAACAGAACUUGCCCGUCAUUACGACAUUACAUCAUUCAAUUUGAGAGAAAUAAUUUGUAGGAAAGAGAAAGGUCAAUGGAAAGUAAUGCACUCAAGCAUGGCAGGCUCAGAUGGUAAACAUAUUGGAGUCGAGGCGCAUGCUCAGAUUGCUUACAUAAUGACUGAAUAUGUGAAAAACAUUUACCAAGAGAUUGCUAGCAACGUUACGGGUAUAAAUCCGCUUUCUAUCAAUCGUGUCAGAGGCAAUCAGAAAAUUAUCAAUCUUCCAAGCUUAUUUUUUAUAAAGCGGGAAACCGAAGCCUUAAAAGAGCCAUUGUGUUGGACGGGGAAAACGCCGAAUGUAUUUAAGAAGCUUCACCACUCUAAUCUCAAAUUUGAAAUUAAAGAGCAAACUGGCUUUUCGCCAUGUUUCAAACUGUACGGACAAAAAAGGAACGUUAAAAGAGUCGCUAGAGAACUUCGCACUGAUUCCCAAGGGGGGUGGUGUUCCCGGAGACGCUCCAGCGUCCUUAAGCUAAAGAUCUAUGUUCCUCGGAUUGUUGGUGACAAUUCGUUUCGCACUCGGUCGGUGACAGUUUUGACAAGACAUGAAGGUGGCAUUGCUGCAAUAUGGCUAAACAAUUACAAAAACGAAACAAUUGAAACCGAUUCGAUUCGGGUUAGAUCGAAUCGAUACGACACGAUUGCUCGCAAAGUGAAUUCAGGCUACCACACAAUCACAUUUAAAACAUUAUCCAACGAAUUGUUCUUGGUAGCUGGAGUGUUUGUUGGUGCCCCUGACUUUCACAUCUAG
Messenger RNA from Pocillopora meandrina, 1635 nucleotides. The record is from the annotation of a GenBank genome assembly. NCBI's taxonomy places the organism in Eukaryota, Metazoa, Cnidaria, Anthozoa, Scleractinia, Pocilloporidae.